AUGCUUCUCAUAGCUUUCCGACCCCUGCUCGGUCUCUUCACUCUGUCCGAGCCGCCAAUCAGCGAGGCGGAAUGGUGGUUCUACUUAGGUCUUUCCGCGUUUCUCGUCGUGUUCGCGGGCCUAAUGUCCGGCCUGACGCUCGGCCUGAUGUCGCUAAGCCUUGUGGAUUUAGAGGUGCUGGUGCAGAGCGGCACGGAGGAUGAGCAGCGGCAGGCGGCGGCGAUUAUCCCCGUAGUGGAGAAACAGCACGAGCUGCUGGUCACGCUAUUGCUGUGCAACGCCGUCGCUAUGGAAGCCCUGCCGGUGUUUCUCGAUCGCCUGGUCCCUCCAGCCGUCGCCAUUGCUCUCUCCGUCUCCUUCGUGCUGCUCUUUGGUGAGGUGAUUCCCCAGGCUGUGUGCUCGCGCUACGGGCUGGCAGUGGGCGCCAAUCUCAUUCCCCUCGUGCGCUGCCUCAUGCUUCUCUGCUGGCCCAUCUCCUUCCCCAUCGCCAAGGUGUUGGACUAUCUGUUGGGGCAUGACGACCCGCUCUUCAGGCGCCAGCAGCUCAAGGCACUCGUCAGCAUCCACGGUGCUGAGGCGGGCAUGGGCGGGGAGUUGACUCGCAGCGAGACCACCAUCAUCAGCGGUGCCCUUGACCUCACACAGAAGACAGCAGAGGAGGCGAUGACCCCCAUAGAGUCAACCUUCUCUCUCAGUGUCAACUCACGACUCGACUGGGACACGAUGGGGCGCAUUCUAGCGCGUGGGCACAGCCGCGUGCCGGUGUACCGGGGCCAUCCCAGCAACAUCAUUGGCGUGCUGCUCACCAAGACGCUGCUCACCGUUCGCCCCGAGGAUGAGACCCCCGUCUCCUCCAUCUCCAUCCGCCGCGUCCCCAGGAUGGCAGGGAGCAUGCCGCUAUACAAUGUGCUGAACGAGUUCCAGAAGGGCAGCUCCCACAUGGCCGUGGUCAGCAACCAGCAGCAGGAGCCCAGGACCCCUCCCCCCCAGGGGCAAGCACAAGGCACUGUGUUUCGAGGGGCAUCCACUGGGGACUCGCCGCUGCAACGGUCGCUCACUCCCCCUCCUGGUCAUUACCAUCAGCAUUAUCACUUUGAGCGCCCCAGAACGCCCCCGCCAGUGCUGCUGGCAGCGGAAACAGCUGCUCUGGCGACGGGAGGGUCCCCCGCUGCUGCUGCCUUCGCUGCUGCUGCUGCCAGUGUUGGGUACGAGCAUGCUCAUGGGAACGCUGCUGCUGCCAGUGUUGGGUACGAGCAUGCUCAUGCACCUGCCAUGGCAGAGUCAGGGUUGGGACAAGUGCAUAUGGCACCACAUGCACCGAAGCGAGUGCAGUGGCAGGAGCACACCGGCAUGCCUCGUGCUAGCACGUCUGUGGGAUCUUCAUCUGGUGCACAUGGAGCAGUAGGAGCAGGGGGAGCGGCAGGAGGAGCAGCAGGAGGGGGGCCAGCAGGAAGGGGGGCAGGCGGAGGGGCAGGAGGGGGAGCAGGGGGUGCAGCAGUGGGCGGAGCAGGGGAGGAGGGGGAGAGUGUAGACGUGGAGGAGAUAGUGGAUGAGACUGAUGAGUACAUCGACGUUCACCGACGCAUCCGUGUGGCAGCCAAAGUGGGGCUCAACAUCAUGCCCAGACGAAUCCCCUCGUCCUCCCGCAUGCUUGCCAACUCCUCACACAACCUGCAAGGCCUGGUUCGCCCAGAUGCUCGUUCCAACCCGCCAGAUGUCAACUCGGCAUUUGCUGCUGCUGCUGCUGCUGACUUUUCGGCUCUUUCCCGCACACCCCCUGGAGGGGCCAUGAGCGCCCCUACAGACUCUGGCAUCACUCAGCCUUUGCUUGAAAGAACCUGA
Closterium sp. Yama58-4 is the source of this 1842-nucleotide messenger RNA. The record is from the annotation of a GenBank genome assembly. Lineage: Eukaryota; Viridiplantae; Streptophyta; Zygnematophyceae; Desmidiales; Closteriaceae.